GUUUGUUCUUUACAUGGGAAGCAGCCUGUCUUCAAACUGUAUUCGCGCUAGUGCAUGACAAGUACGGAGACGACAAAAGCUGGAAUAUGGCAAGUACAUCUGGAAAGUAAAGAAGCUUUGACCGAACUCCCCCGAGAAGUUUACUCGCACAGCUUCUGGCUUACCGGGCAGGAAGAAGAGCAAGGUAAAACCACUUUUUCUAAGCUUUAGGAACUUUAGGUUACGGUGCCAUCGAAUAUUUUUUAAUAGGUAUCAUUGGCGAAUAUUGAUACAUAAUUGAGUGAGAAGGAGUGGUGGACUUGCAAGACUGCUUGCAUCCAUACCCGCAUGCUGAGGUUUCAGAGACAGAGGCCCUUGGUUUACAUCAAACGUGUUGUGAAUUCGCAGCGGUUUUUGGUCUUGGAUGGUCAUGGAUAGCAUUGGCGAGUCCAAAGUCCUAAGAGUCAGUUUGAAAACUUGCACUCAGGAUGAGGAGAACGAAGAUGAUGAGCCACCAUCCCACUCGCGAAAGCAGCCCACCGAGGCAUGGGAAGCACGGCCAUAUUCAAGUCAAUCUACCGCAUCUACUUUUGCCUCAACGGGAAAGCACCAGGAUGCGGCCUCAGGGUACUCCGUCCGGCCUACGAGUUCUACCUCACAGAUGAGUGGCUUUACGCCUUCGACCACACCCGGCUCAAAAAGGUCAACAGCCUCCAGAAGGAGCCGGCUGUCCAGAAGUGGAUCGCUCCCCAGUUCGGCAGGCAGCCCCGAAGCAUUGCGGGAGGCCGCACUUUGCGCGUCAGGAAUCCCACGGCCGAGUUCUCGAGAAAUUGCGCUGAAUGAUGUUAAACUGGAGGAUGCGCGGCAACGCGCCACAAAAUCGUUGGAAGUUUUGCAAGCCAAAUUACGUGCAUCUCGAGCAGACUCUGUGCCUUCGGAGGAGACAAAGAGCACCAAGACAAAGAGCGUGCGGCUCCAGGACCCUGCCUUUGCAGCUCCUGGACCGGCGCGAGGAGGCCAAGCAUGGGCAAGAUACAAAGGAACACCAGCUGCAAGCAGCCAAGAGCUUCUUUUCUCAGCUUCUGGCAGGAGCGCAGGUGAAGCACUGACAGAGGCUCAAAGAACUUCGCGCUUGGAAAGGGCACCUCAGGUUGAGCAAGGUUGGCGAACAAGAGGCGGCAUGCUGAAGCCUCAACCCUCAGUAUUAGGUCAACGGUAUGCAGACGCUGCCGACGGCGUUUAAUUAAGCAACGGCUGCUUCAAGAAUUAAGUUAUAACCCUUGCGGGGUCCUUGCGUAUCACAAGCAAGACUGGGAAGUUGCGUGCAUCCAUCCCUU
This is a messenger RNA of Durusdinium trenchii, 1316 nucleotides long. The record is from the annotation of a GenBank genome assembly. Lineage: Eukaryota; Dinophyceae; Suessiales; Symbiodiniaceae.